AUGGAAGCUAUUGUGAAGGUAAGAAAAGAAGCCAACGAGGUGAGGAAAAUGGCAAGGAACCAAGAUGUCGCGGCCGAGGAGAGGAGGUUGGCGGCCAAGGAGAGGAGGGUGGCCGCCGAGGAGAGGAAAGUGGCCUUGGAUGAGAGGAAGUUGGCCAUGGAGGAGCGAGCCAAGUUGUUGGAAUGGGAGAAGCACUUGUUCUUCUUGGACACAUCUAAACUCAAUGAGGCGCAAAAGGAGUUUGUCAAUCUUUCCCGUGAAGAAGUGUUGAUCCAAAAAAGAGCCAUGAUCCGCGCAAUGGGUGGCGGUGGCAUUGGCGCAAUGGGUGGCGGUGGUCUUGGCGGCAUGGGUGGCGGUGGCCCUGGCGCCAUGGGUGGCGGUGGCCUUGGCGGCAUGGGUGGCAUGGGUGGCUUCGGAGGUACCAUGGGCGGUUUAGGUGCCAUGGGAGGCAUGGGUGGCUUUGCAGCACCCCACGACGCUAUGGCCGCCAUGGGAGGCAUGAGUUUUGCUUCUCUCAUGGGAGGCAUGGGUGCACCUCCGGCCGCCAUGGGCGGAAUGUCUUUCGAUGUGCCUCCUCACACACAUUCCCAUGAAGAUGCCGUUGAAGAUCUUGCCAACACCGUCGGAGCUUCACGUGAUGCGGUGCGUGAUGAGGAGAGGGAGGAAGAUUCAUCUUCGGAGGCGGAAGAAUCGUCUUCCGAAGAUGAGGACGAAGACAAGAAAGAGGAUUGA
This is a messenger RNA of Aegilops tauschii subsp. strangulata, 732 nucleotides long. The record is from RefSeq and is a predicted model, not a curated record. Lineage: Eukaryota; Viridiplantae; Streptophyta; Magnoliopsida; Poales; Poaceae.